Molecule: messenger RNA, 1391 nt
Organism: Carica papaya (papaya)
Lineage: Eukaryota; Viridiplantae; Streptophyta; Magnoliopsida; Brassicales; Caricaceae
Product: RING/U-box superfamily protein
Biological process (GO): protein ubiquitination
Cellular component (GO): cytosol
Molecular function (GO): ubiquitin protein ligase activity
Source: RefSeq, a predicted model, not a curated record
GCCUUCUUUUUUGUUACCAAUAGUUAUUCGCCACUUCAUCGCCAGAAGUUUUACUGGUCGGGAAGAUAGGUCAGCAUGACUCAGCAACCGUCAUCUCUCUCCGUUUAUUCUUAGGAUUCGAGUCGUUUGAUCGUACGCGGAGCCACGCGGUUGGUGUAAAAUCGUUUUCGAGCGAGGAGUUCGAAACAGAGGAUCUAAACCCGUUUAGAAGAUAACAACUUCGAUUUUUUUGCCAUUGUAGUCCAGUGAUGGCAAUUUCGUAAUUAUCGGACCACCUCCCGUCUUUUCCUUAAUUACUCGAAAGGAAAGCUGAUAGUAUCAUUGGGAAGGUGGUUGGGGCUUCUGGGUUCAUCGUGGGCGCUGAAAAAUUACAAAAAUACCAUUGUCUUUUGCGGAGCUUUUUGAUUGCUGAAUUGGGUAUAUAGAGCUGGAGAUUACGAGUGUCUCUGUGUUAAUUUUUUCUGAUUUUCUGUUCGUUUGAUGGGAAUUCGUUUCCGGGAAGGUACACGGCCAUGGGAAAAUCGUCAUUCAAGGAUUCUCUUAAGGCGCUCGAAGCCGAUAUUCAACAUGCUAAUACUCUUGCAUUAGAUUAUCCAAGAGAGAAUGAUGGAGCUAGACUUCAGAUGAGACUUUCCUACAGUCCUGCUGCCCAGUUUUUCCUCUUUCUUGUACAGUGGACCGAUUGUCACCUUGCUGGCGCUCUUGGUCUUCUAAGAAUACUUAUUUAUAUGACUUUUCCGGAUGGCAAGACCACCAUGUCAGUUUAUGAAAGGAAAGCUAGCAUUAGAGAAUUUUAUGGUGUGAUAUUUCCUUCACUAUUGCAAGUUCAGCGUGGCAUCACAGAUUUGGAAGAUAAGAAACAGAAAGAGGUCUGUUCUGUUAGGUACAGAAAGAAGGACGAGUUGGAAAGAGGUAAACUCUCCGAGAUCGAUAAAGAAAGAGAAGAAGAGUGUGGAAUUUGCAUGGAGAUUAACAGUAUGGUUGUACUGCCGAACUGCAGCCAUUCUUUGUGUUUGACAUGUUAUCGAGAUUGGCAUGAACGGUCACAGUCGUGCCCCUUUUGUCGUGAUGGUCUGAAGAGGGUCAACUCCGGGGACCUCUGGAUCUACAUGGGUAAAUCCGAUGUUGUUGAAUUAUCGUCAAUUCUGAGAGAAAACCGAAAGAGACUAUUCAUGUACAUAGAUAGGUUGCCUCUAGUUGUUCCAGAUCCUGUGUUAUUUCUUACUUAUGAUCCUCACAUUAGGUGAGAGCUUCGGAUCAGGUUUAUCAUAACUCUGUUUAAGUGAUAAACAUGAGUGCGCGUGUAUUUUGCUGCCAUUUCCAACUGUAAAUGCUUUUUUUCUUUAGCCUUCUCUUUUGAUUGCCACUUAUAAACUUCUUAGUGUCUUGUA